Messenger RNA from Antechinus flavipes (yellow-footed antechinus), 1347 nucleotides. RefSeq names its product vacuolar ATPase assembly integral membrane protein VMA21-like. Gene Ontology annotation, cellular component: endoplasmic reticulum membrane. The record is from RefSeq and is a predicted model, not a curated record. Lineage: Eukaryota; Metazoa; Chordata; Mammalia; Dasyuromorphia; Dasyuridae. Gene Ontology annotation, biological process: vacuolar proton-transporting V-type ATPase complex assembly. The transcript has 2 exons. Bases 111 to 638 code for a protein of 175 amino acids.
GCGGCUUGUCUCAGGGUGGGGGAGGGGUUAAGCAGGCCUUUGGUUGCCAUGGCAACCAGCGGCAAAGGGAGGUGAUGAAGGGGUGAAGAUACUAGUGGCGAAUAAGGAGAAUGGGCACUGCCUUUCUUUACGGAUCAGGGCGGUGGCCACCUGAUUCAGAGCUGGGAGAGGCCUCCCUAGAGCCGGCCAGCCCAACCUUUUCAUUUUUACAGAUAAAGAAACCGAGGUACGGAGAGGAAGCGACCUCUCCCUCUCCUGCGUGGACCCUGAGUGAGCCGGCCAGAGCGUGGGCCGUCUCGGUCACAGUCACUGACGGCCCCUCGCGCCCUUCCUCACAGACCUUGAUGGAACAGCUGGAGAAGGAGGCCAUGCUGAGCGAACGUAGAUAUGAGGGCUCUUUCACAUCGACCCUGAAGACUCUUCUGGUUUUCUCUGCUCUGAUGAUCACUUUGCCCAUUGGAUUAUAUUUCUCUUCCAAAUCUUACGUGUUUGAAGGUACUUUGGGAAUGUCCAAUAGAGACAGCUACUUCUAUGCAGCGAUUGUUGCUGUCGUGUCUGUUCACCUGAUACUUGCCCUCUUCGUGUACUUUGCCUGGAAUGAAGGCUCACGCCAGUGGCGGGAAGGCAAACAAGACUGAUGGAACACCCCGUUUUGAUAAUAGUUAGAAUAAGGAAAUAGGUGCAGGGAACACAUUUAGGAUUAAGCUAAGAUUCAGGAAGAUGUUUAAGGCUCUCCAUCUAAGGAGUCAUGCUCCUUAGUCAUUUGUGAAAUCUAUGGUCAUUUCACUCAUGCUGGUUCAAAAAAAACUUUAGAAAGUCAGCUGGUUGGAAUUAAUGGGCAAAAAAUUCCACCUUUUCAAGAAGAAAAAAUAUUUGUCAGUGUUUUGUUGUAUUAUAUGUAAAAUUGUCCAUGAUACCUGCAGGUGUUGUCAAGCAUAUUAAACUGCAUUUUACACUGGAAAUGAGUAAAAACUGUUUAGGCCAAUAGAUUGUCUUUUGGUUUUCUUUUCAUGUAGAUAAGUGCUUAGGAUUUAGAUACUGAAAUUAAUCUUUUAAAACAAAAAUAUAUUUCUCAAUGUUUUGUUGUAUUACAUGCAAAAUUGUUCAGGAUACAUGCGGGUUUUAACUAGCAAAUUAAACUGCACUUUAUACUGGAAAUGAGUAAAAACUACUCAGGUCAUUAGACUGUUUUUUUGUUUUCAUCUCAUGUAGAUAAAUGCUCAGGUUUUAGACCCUGAAAUAAAUCUUUCCCAGAAAUUUUGCACAUUAAGAUUUAUUCAAUAGUGUGAAUUUUUCUGUAUGUUAUUUUAAGCAAAAAUGAAUAAAUCCCAUCCAUUCAUAUUGAAA